AUUUAUACGAAAUCGAGACUCGGCUCGGCAUUCAUUUGUUUACAUCAGCUCUUUCCGAGUUGUAGUGCUUCAAGAUGAAGUUACAACUGUGUCAUUACAGUGGAUACAAGAUCUAUCCCGGCCAUGGGAAAACCAUGGUCCGGACGGAUGGAAAGACUUUUGUCUUCCUGAACGCAAAAUGUGAACGUGGAUACAGACUGAAGAGGAACCCACGUGAAGUCCGAUGGACCGUUUUAUACAGGCGUAAGCACAAGAAGGGUAUGGAUGAGGAAACUGCCAAGAAACGUACCCGCCGUACCCAGAAGUACCAGAGAGCUAUUGUUGGUGCCUCACUCACAGAUAUUAUGGCCAAGAGGAAUAUGAAGCCCGAAGUCAGGAAGGCUCAGCGAGAACAAGCCAUCAGAGCAGCUAAGGAGAAGACCAGAGCUGCAAAAGCUACUAAGAAGGCAAAUUCAACAACUCAGAAAGUAAAGCCCAGCAAGAAAGCCACCCAAAAGAUUGCCAAGGUACCAAAGGCUGCUCGUCCUGGUGGCCACGGAGGACAUGGUGGACACGGAGGGCGUCGCUAGUCCUUUUAAUUGAAUAAAGUGAAAAAAAUGCA
This is a messenger RNA of Macrobrachium nipponense, 601 nucleotides long. It is a transcript of the gene RpL24, whose product is annotated as large ribosomal subunit protein eL24-like. NCBI's taxonomy places the organism in Eukaryota, Metazoa, Arthropoda, Malacostraca, Decapoda, Palaemonidae. Gene Ontology annotation, biological process: cytoplasmic translation. The record is from RefSeq and is a predicted model, not a curated record. The transcript is spliced from 7 exons. Gene Ontology annotation, cellular component: cytosolic large ribosomal subunit. Bases 75 to 569 code for a protein of 164 amino acids. Gene Ontology annotation, molecular function: structural constituent of ribosome; mRNA binding.